UUAUUUAAACACAGCAAUGUACAAAUUAAAAUGAGAUGAAAAACCAACAAUGUCCAUAGGCUACAUAUAACCCCAUAUCUACUGUAUGGAGCAUUAUUGACACUAUGUUAUUUCAGUUAUGUAUACUUUUAUUUUGUUUGGUGAUUCGUGUACCCGAAAACAUCGUUUUUGUUAUUGCUAAGAAUUCUUAUUAUUAUUUCACCACUUCAAUCGCACUUUUGAGGACUUUGUCAUAUUCAAAAACUCUUGAAUUUUUGCACAUUUAGAUAUUCUUGUGGUCUCGCAACUAGGGGAUAUACAAAAGUGUAUUUUUUUCCCACUUUUACCGAUUGACUUGAACAUUGAUUGCAAGGAGGACAUGGAGCGAGGCAAUGAUCUUCUCAUCAAACCCUCAAAUAAAUAAGCCAAUAAGCGUAUUUCCCAAAAUGUCUAAUUAUUUAUUUGAUUGGCUGCACCCUGAACAGCAGGGGGCCUGCCUCUCUUUAUUCCUUUCUCGUUAGUGAAGGUGUUUGCUAUGAACCGGCUCCCACCAGUGACUUCAGCAGAAGAAUGAGUCUAUGUUUGCUCUCUUCCAUAUUCCUCCCUCCCCUUCAGCCCGUGCCAAGAAGGCAGCAGUAAUAAGUGCUUUAUUAAAGAGCCUUUGUGCGAGGCUGAGCUCAGUUUGUGUCCAAGCCUCCCGGGCUCCUCUGCAGCGCUCUGAUCCCUCACUUGCUCCCCGAAGGUGGUCACAAAGCACACCUGAAAACGACGCCAUGAACUGGGCCUUCCUGGAGGGCCUCCUCAGCGGGGUGAACAAACACUCCACGGCGUUCGGCCGCAUCUGGCUCGCCAUCGUCUUCAUCUUCCGGCUCCUGGUCUUCCUGGUGGCCUGCGAGAAGGUCUGGGGCGACGAGCAGAAGGACUUCGACUGCAACACCCGGCAGCCCGGCUGUCACAACGUGUGCUACGACCACUACUACCCCGUCGCCUACACGCGCCUCUGGGCCCUGCAGCUGAUCUUCGUCACCUGCCCGUCCCUCCUGGUGACGCUGCACGUGUCCUACCGGGAGGAACGCGAGCGCAAGCACCGGCUGAAGCACGGGGACGACUGCGCCCCCCUGUACGACCACACGGGGAAGAAGCGAGGGGGCCUGUGGUGGACCUACUUCCUGAGCCUGCUGUUUAAGAUACUGGUGGACGGCGUGUUCGUCUUCCUGCUGUUCUACAUCUACGAGGCCACGUUCUUCCCGCCGCUGGUGAAGUGCGACGAGGAGCCGUGUCCCAACGUGGUGGACUGCUACAUCGCCAGGCCCACGGAGAAGAGGAUCUUCACCAUCUUCAUGGUGGUGACCAGCUUCGCGUGCAUCCUCCUCACUCUCAUCGAGGUCUUCUACCUGUGCUGCAAGAGGCUCCGGGAGUGCUGCCGAGGAGGAGGAGGUCGCUCGGCGAGAGAGAACUCCUUCGCGAUGGUCAGAACGCCCGAGAGCGGGAAGCGGAACUCGGCCUUCAAGGAGAAGGACAAGAUGGUGGACAACGAGAGUUCAGCGCCAGCGUACAGCGUCGCCGUCUCUUGAGAGACAUGUUUGAUUUGUAGGAAUAUGGAACUGUGUUUGGUAGCUUUGGGGCUGCUCCGCAUUUAUCUGCAACAUGUCAGUGGUUUCGAAGGAAUGUCAGAUUUUCUGCCCUUUCAAAAUAAUGAUUUUUGUCCCAUAAUAUAUUGUUGUCUUUUUACGACUGCUGACCUAAAAUCACUGAUGAAUUAAAGGACAUUUAAAAGAAUGUUUGUCAAGUGAGAUGUUUUUUGUCGUUGUUGAGAUGUGAGUGUGUGUAAUGUAACACAAACUCGCUUGAACCAGAAAAUGAAGAUGAUAUUUUAUAAAAUAAA
Molecule: messenger RNA, 1864 nt
Organism: Pungitius pungitius (ninespine stickleback)
Lineage: Eukaryota; Metazoa; Chordata; Actinopteri; Perciformes; Gasterosteidae
Product: gap junction beta-3 protein-like
Exons: 2
Coding region: 558-1553 (331 amino acids)
Biological process (GO): cell-cell signaling
Cellular component (GO): connexin complex
Molecular function (GO): gap junction channel activity
Source: RefSeq, a predicted model, not a curated record